AUGCUGAUGCAAAUGAUUGGUGACGAAGUAGUGAGCACUGAUAUUCACAUAUGCACGAAACUUACUGAUCCGGCACCACGGAUGGAUAAUUCGUCGGAAAAUCACUACGAAGAAUUGAUGAAAUGGGAAAUUGAUAGGAAGAGUCUCGUUUUUAAAGAGCAUAUUGGAAGUGGGCAGUUUGGAAAGAUCCUAGUUUUCUUCAUUAUUGUGCUUCAGCAACCGUUUCUCAUCAUAACCGAAUACAUGAAAAACGGAUCGCUUUUGGAUUUUUUGAAAAAAGGUGUUCAUGAAAAUCAUUUGUGUACCGAAUCAGCUAUGAAUAUUUCCUCACAGGUAGCGUCUGCGAUGUGUUACCUUUCUGAUAACAACUGUGUUCAUCGUGACCUCGCCGCUCGGAAUGUAUUAGUUGGAGAAAUUUCUGAAAAUCAUAUUCCAUUGGUCAAAGUUGCCGAUUUUGGCUUAGCUCGGCAAAUGACUACAAACAACGACACUUAUUUCAUGUCGACAGAUGUUCCAUUACCGGUAAAAUGGAUGGCACCUGAAUCAUUCCUCUUUAAAAGAUUCAACAUGAAAACAGAUGUUUGGUCUUUUGGCAUCCUUCUCUGGGAAAUAGCUACAAUGGGAAAAACUCCGUACGCUGAAUGGUCUUCUGAACAUACAAUGGAGAUGGUUUCUUCUGGAUACAAGUUACCGAAACCUUCCGCAGUUGUUGAUUUUCUUUAUGAAGAUGCUUUUUUACCUUGCAUCGAUUUAAAUCCAGAUGAAAGGCCAACAUUCAAUCAAUUAUGCAAAUAUUUUGAUUAUAAUAUUAAUAUAUCAAAACCAAAGAUCCGAUCAAACCACAACUAA
This is a messenger RNA of Caenorhabditis bovis, 849 nucleotides long. NCBI's taxonomy places the organism in Eukaryota, Metazoa, Nematoda, Chromadorea, Rhabditida, Rhabditidae. The record is from the annotation of a GenBank genome assembly.